CAACUAAAGUCGUUUCAUUACUUUAACGAAAGAAGUAAAUAGUCGUCAAAAAUGGUGAAUUCAAUGAUUCAAACUUAAUUUCUUUGUAUUUUAGCUAUAAAUAAUUCUUCAUUUAAAUACUUGGCAUUAAAAUCCCUAAGUUAAUAGUUGUUUCAUUUCCUUAGAAUCAAAUGUAGAACAUUUGACCUACUUUUUCUAUCUGAAAAUAUUUAGUAAUUAUAUAAUUGAAAAUAUAUCAUUAUGGCAAGCUCAGCUUCAACGAACCGCAGUUCUCCGCCUCAACGAUUUUGUAAAUAUAUUCAUCGAUACUGCAAUCAGACACGAUUAGAAGGAUAUGAUUAUUGUAUUCGGCAUAUUUUAGAAGAUAAGACUGCACCUUUUAAGCAAUGCAUGUAUGUAAACCAGCCAAACAAAAAAAGAUGCACAAAUGCUGCUCCUAAAAAUGAUAAAAACGAUAAACGAGAGAAUGUCUUCUGUCCUUUCCAUGCGAAACGUGCUAUGCUAAAAGUUAGAAUUUCUGCACCUAAAAAGAAGCUUGUGGAAGGCCCUGUAGCACUUCUUAAGUCUCUAGAGCAUUAUUGUCAUGAUCCAAAUCACGAUUCCUCCAGUAAACGUGAUGCUGCAAAUUUUGAUAAGUCUGAUAUUUCUGCCUGUAAAGGAGAAGCUCCUACUACCUUAAGUGACCUUGAACCUGCUCUUGAUGAAGACAAACCUGUACAAGAGAGAGCUCGUAUCGACAACGUCGACGACGACUUCUGCUGGGUUGAAAAAUUUGGAGAUUCCUUAGCAAAUGCUGGAGCGUAUACUCAUAAGGAAAUUUUGACUAUUGCAAAAGAGAAAAUUCUAUAUUUACAGCAGCUUUAUUGCGAGGAACUAAAAGUUGUUUAUCAUCAGCUGAAAGAAAAUCGAAGGGAAUUUUUAUCAGCAUUGCACAGUUCACAGGUAUCUACCUCUGAAUUGCCGUCACAAAAAUCAGAUGAAACUUCUCUUCAUGCUUUAAUGCAGCAUCAUCGGCGUAGCGGGGCAGAGAGAGUUCUUCGUCACAAAGUGCAAGCAAAACGACUUAACACGGAUAAGACCUCUUCGGUGCAACAAAAUUGCACUUAUGAAAGGAACGGUAAACAAUGUAAACACGUUGCAAUAGUGUUGACUAAAUUUUGCAAGAAUCAUAUUUUGUUUGAUCAGAACCAAUUGUUAUUCAAGCCCUGUCCUUCAGGCUUGAAAAAGAAAUGCAAAAGGCCAGUUUUAAUCCUCGAAGAGGAUGAGGCAUGCGAUAUGCAUCUUCACAGAUUAUUAAAAUCAAAGCUGGGUCAAUCUCGUCGGCCAUCUUCGACGGAGGUGGCCCCUAAAGCGGUCCAAGUAGAGCCAGAGCCAUUCCAGUCAAUGGAUGACAUAGCUUCUUUAGGCUUAGAUGCUACCGAUCCUGGUUCAUUAUUUGGUUUGGAUCAAUAUGGUGAACCUGGUGAAUCUACAGAUACUGUACUUUCUGAGGAUCAGGCAGAUUUGAUGCAAAUUCAACCAAUAUCUCUGACACCACCUGCAGAUAUAUUGAGUGACAGUAGAAAAUCAGAAUCUGAAUGAAGUGAUUUUUUUUUAUUAUUCUCAGAACAAUUUAGAAAUAUUAUUUACUUAUAUGUAUUGUGUUUCAAAAAAAAUUAACUACUGUACAUAUGCUUUUUUUAAAAAAUGUACCAUCUUUUUUUGUGAAAUUUAAUUAAAAAGUUUGCAAGAGCUACUUUGCUAUUACACGACAACAAUGCUUAGUGACAUUUUGACUUGAAGUGUUAUUUUUCUAUAAAUAUGGAAAACAUCUAUAUAUCAAGGGUAGCUUUUUUUUAUUGUUCAUAGAAAGUGCCACAAUUGUGUACACUGCAGUGCUACUUUUAAAAUCAGUAUAUGACAAUAACAUAAAGCGCAUUAAGAAAAAAUUGAUCUUGAUAUUUAAAUAAUAACUAAAUACUUUCGUAGUUUCUGAUUAAAAACACAUCCACAGAAUUUCCCUUAAGAGGAAGUGGGGUGCAUCCAGAAAGAAUAUUUAUUUCAAUAUUUAAAGAAUCUGUAAAAAAAAUUUUUAUUGCUUUGUAUUUCUUAGAAAUGUUUUUAUGUGAGAGGUUUUCUCAAAUAGUGUCAAUAAUUUAAUUAAAGCUACUAAAGCAACAAAUAUCCAUCUAUGUAUGCAUACAUAUUUUUAACAAUGUUUAAAUUUUAAAACUAAAAAUUUAUGAAACUCUUGCUUUAUUUAGAUUCUUUAAAUUAAAUAAUUGCAGAAAAACAGAAACUGUGAAUUCUAGUGUUCUACAAUACUUUUUUUUUUAUUCUCUACUCAAGUGUUUUUUUUUAUUUAUUUCUUAAAAAUAUUAGUUAAUUAUGGCAUUAAAUUCAAAGCGGCAACUUGAGCACUUAUUUAAUGUUAAUGAAUCCAAUUUGCCGUUUAACAAGCACAAUUAUUUGUGAUUGUUUUAAAUAGAAAAGUUAAUUACUUUUUUAAAAACUUAUAUUUUUUCAGGUGGUGCAAGUGCACUCUCUUGACCACCUUGGUGUCCUGACCCCCUUAUCGGAGAUCAACACUCAAUGCAUAGUUUAUUUAUAAGUUCAUAAUUUAUUUAAUACUUUUUAACUUGAUACUUAGCUUAUUUACAUUUUAUAUAGAUAGCCAUUAAAUUCUACAUUUUAUUCAACUCUGCUAGAGCACCAAGGCAAAGACAAAAUAGGCAUAUGCCUCCAUGUUUGAAAAUAUGUGUUUCACUCCUGUUUGGAAAAAAACUUUUUUUUUUUUUACAGAAAAUUAGUUCAAUUUUUUUUUUAAAUUUAAAAUAAGUUUCCCCUUUGUAUUUUUUAAAAAAAAUAACAAACUUCACGAGAAUUUUUCCUGAUGCUUCCAUUGAUUUAAAAAUAUCUUUUAGAUUCUAAUUCCUGCUAUGAAAAUCUUCUGAAUAAUUCAAUUUAAAAUAACUUAACUUAAAUUUUGCAAAAUACUUACUAAAACUAUCAUUGUAUGUCAGUAUUUACAAGAUUUUAUAUUUAAUUACAAUAAUGUGUAAAAUAUAAUUAAUGUAUUAAAUUUUUUAUAAAAAAAAUUUCUUUAACCGCACAAGACCACCUUUGACUACAGCCUCAACGAUUAUAGUGAAAUCUCUACCUUUAUAUUUUAACUACUAUUUGUAUUUUUUGUAUUCAUUUAUGCACAUUUAGUUUUGACUAUUUAUUACUUGCUUUAAAUUGCAGAAAUUUUAAUUGUAAAUUGCCAAGCUUAUAUUUUCUAUAUUAGCAUUUAAAAUGAUCACUGUUUUUUUUUUUGUUUUUUUUUAAUGGUUUAUUGUAGUCUGUUUAAAACUAAGCUUUAACUGUUCCUAAUAAACAGAAUGAACAUAUACUCUAAUCUUUUUUUAUAUUGUGUUUAUACAAGAUACAUUGUGAACAGUGUUCAUUACUUUUUAGCACAUGCAUGUGCAAUGUAUAAAUCUUUGGUGACUUUUGAGCAAUUGUAAUAAAGUUCGUUAGUUGUGUA
Parasteatoda tepidariorum (common house spider) is the source of this 3508-nucleotide messenger RNA. Its product is annotated as KAT8 regulatory NSL complex subunit 2. Gene Ontology annotation, cellular component: NSL complex. The record is from RefSeq and is a predicted model, not a curated record. NCBI's taxonomy places the organism in Eukaryota, Metazoa, Arthropoda, Arachnida, Araneae, Theridiidae.